Molecule: messenger RNA, 1644 nt
Organism: Guyanagaster necrorhizus
Lineage: Eukaryota; Fungi; Basidiomycota; Agaricomycetes; Agaricales; Physalacriaceae
Product: armadillo/beta-catenin/plakoglobin
Exons: 12
Coding region: 1-1644 (547 amino acids)
Molecular function (GO): ATP binding; kinase activity
Source: RefSeq, a predicted model, not a curated record
AUGGGGUCGCACGACCUCCAUUAUCUUAGUACCGUCCACGACAGGGCUCAUCAUCCAGCCUCGAAGGACCCCUUCUCAGUCCUGUCCUUGGAAGCAAAGAAGAACACCGUCCUUGUCUCGCAUGGUCGUCCUCCAUGGUAUGGUGAAGAUGGAAAAAAGUUGUGCGAUGCUUUUGUCAUUGGUAUUGCUGGCGGUUCUGCCAGCGGAAAGACCCAUGUCGCUAGACAAAUUGUCCGUACUCUGGGGAACAUACCCAGCAUUGUCAUUGUCUCCCAAGAUAGUUUCUACAAGCGACAUACUCCUGAGGAGAUUGCUCUCGCCAACGCCAGCAUGUUCGACUUUGAUCACCCGGACGCAAUAGAUAUGCCCAUGUUCGCAUCUUGCCUGGCUGACUUGAAGGCCUGCAAGCAAUCCAACAUUCCUGUGUACUCUUUUUCUGAGCACCAACGCCUCGAGGAAACGAAAUACCUGUAUGGCGCAGCAAUCAUAAUUGCGGAAGGCAUUAUGGCACUCCACGACCCUGCACUACGCGAGUUAUAUGAUUUGAAAGUAUUCGUGCAAUGCGAUUCCGAUCUCAUGCUUGCCAGACGGAUAGCACGAGAUGUGAAAGAGCGUGGAAGAAGCGUAGACGGUAUCUUAGAACAGUACUUGAGGUAUGUGAAGCCAUCGUAUGACAACUUUGUUCGCCCAACAGCAGCCUAUGCGGAUAUAAUCGUUCCCGGUUCAAACAACAGUGUCGCUAUCGAGUUGAUCACGACGCAUAUUCGACGACAGCUGCAGGAGCGCUCGAACCGAUUCCGUGCAAAGAUGGCAAUUCCACAACGGCUACAUUCGCCUGGUGUAGUGACUCCGGAAACCAAGAUGGAGCAUCUCAAUUUAGACGUCCUCCGUUCGACGCCGCAGGUUCAAGGCAUCUUUACCAUCCUGCGGUCUGCGGACACCCUCCGUCAAGACUUCAUAUUCUUCGUCGAUCGUCUGUCUACGUUGCUAGUGGAAUAUGCAAUGUCGCUUCUACCUCAUGCACCGAAGACAGUGAUGACGCCUGUUGGGGUGUUGUCUCAAGGUAAGCAGCUGGAUGCAAAGUAUGUAUGCGGGGUGUGUAUUCAACGCUCGGGAGGCGCCCUCGAGCGAGGAUUUCGCAGAGUCAUCAAUAAUGUUCCCAUCGGAUCUUUGUUAGUACAGUCAGCCUUGAAGACCGGCGAACCCACACUGCUGCAAGUAAAGCUACCGUUGUACAUUCGACGCCGUGACCAGGCUUUGGAAACUUUCGUGUUUCUUUUGGAUGCGCAGAUCGGGACUGGUGCUGCAGCGUUUAUGGCCAUUCGGAUCCUUCUGGACCAUGGGAUACGACAGGAUCAUAUUAUUUUUGUGACAUUCUUGGUUGCCCGCGGCGGAGGAAUAUCAGUGCUUAGACGCGCAUUUCCCGAUGUCAAGAUCGUCUGUGGUGCCGUUGAUGAUGAAAUGGAAGAAGGUUGGUUAGACCUCAAUAAUGACACUGUCGAUGGAAAUCCGGCAAGUAGUGGUCGCCAGGUCUGGGUCAUGCGGCCGGGAAUGGGGCAAAUUGGUAUAGUUCUGUCGGCCGUCUUGAAAAAAAGACGCGUUCUGAUGCUAUCAUAUGUGGCAGGUGAUCGGUACUACUUGUAA